UGACAAUAUACUUAAGGCAUAUAUGUAUUAUUAUAUUAUCAGUUAGGAUCGGAAAUAUUGACAAUAUUAUAGCACUGAUAACAUCAUAUUUAUUCAUUAUGUGCAUUCGUGACAAUUCUCUCAAUAAAAUCAGGAAUAUUAACUCACGUGUUAUAACAAGCUGUUUGAAGGUUAAAGCAAUGGACAACUUCUCCACCGCGGGUCGCACAAUCCCCACCAUCAAUGAAUUCGUUCCCCACCACUUAAGUUCACUUAUCAUCAUUCCAUUACUCUAUGCUUAAAAACAAAAGCCGUGGAACUCAUGAGAUAUGGCGGUGUCAAAUAGUGGGGGCCAUCUUCUCCCACCUUACCAAAGCAAAUGAAAAUGCCAUUCUAACAGUCCAUCCAUGCUUUAAAAUAUUCACAAUAUACGUGGAUGAAAGGUAAUUUUUUGACAGGAAAUUGUCAUUUGCAAAAAUUUUUCAACUGAUCAGUUAAUAUAAAUCAUCUACUAACAUGCCAAAUAUAAUAAAUGAUAUAAAAUUAGACUUUAAAGAUGUUCUGUUACGACCAAAAAGGAGUACAUUAAAAAGCAGAUCAGAUGUUGAUCUUUAUAGAGAAAUUACAUUUCGUAAUUCGAAGCAAACUUAUAGAGGCAUACCUGUAAUGGCUUCAAAUAUGGAUACAGUAGGAACAUUUGAGAUGGCAAGAGCCUUAUCUAAGCAUGGGCUUUUUACCACUAUUCAUAAAUAUUAUACAGCAGAUGAAUGGAAAGAUUUUGCUGCAGAAAACCCUGAAUGUUUAAAAAAUGUUGCUGCUAGUUCUGGUACAGGGAAUGAAGAUUUUGGAAGACUUUCAAGUAUAAUAGCUGCUGUACCACAACUUUCAUUUAUAUGUUUAGAUGUUGCUAAUGGAUAUUCACAACAUUUUGUUGAGUAUGUGAGAAAAGUGCGAUCUGAAUAUCCAAACCAUACUAUAAUUGCAGGGAAUGUUGUAACAGGAGAAAUGGUGGAAGAAUUAAUACUUUCGGGAGCUGAUGUUAUUAAAGUAGGAAUAGGUCCAGGUUCUGUGUGUACUACAAGAAUGAAAACAGGUGUUGGAUAUCCUCAGUUAAGUGCUGUGAUUGAAUGUGCGGAUGCUGCACAUGGUUUAAAAGGACAUAUAAUCUCUGAUGGAGGUUGUACUUGUCCAGGUGAUUUAGCAAAAGCUUUUGGCGCUGGUGCCGAUUUUGUCAUGGCUGGUGGUAUGUUUGCUGGUCAUGAUGAAUGUGAAGGUGAAAUCAUAAACAAAAAUGGAAAAAAAUAUAAAUUAUUUUAUGGUAUGGCUUCUAGUACAGCUAUGAAAAAACAUGCUGGUGGUGUUGCUGAAUAUAGGUCCUCGGAAGGAAAGACUGUGGAAGUACCCUAUAAGGGUUUAGUAGAAAAUACAGUUUUAGAUAUGUUAGGAGGUUUGCGGUCUGCAUGCGCGUAUACAGGUGCAGAAAGAUUACGUGAAUUACCGAGACGUGCUACGUUCAUUCGCUGUACGCAACAAUUAAAUCCUAUGUAUGGUCCACCAUGAGAAAUGUAAAAAUAUUUCUUAAAGAAUGUGUUGUAGUAUAAUUAUAGGCAAGAAGGCUUUUUGAUUAUUAAUUUUUGCAAUUACCAUGCAUUAUCUUUUUGCUGGCAAAUAAUUUAUACAUAAUAUAUAUAUAUAUAAACUUUAAUUUAAGUAUUAUAUUAUGAGCCUUUUAUUAAACUUAUAUUGUUUAUUAUGCUUAAAUGAAUCAGAUAAUAACAUGUCUAUGCACAAAUAAACAUUUUUUUGCAUGUAUAA
This is a messenger RNA of Vespa mandarinia (Asian giant hornet), 1794 nucleotides long. Its product is annotated as GMP reductase 1. Gene Ontology annotation, cellular component: GMP reductase complex. Gene Ontology annotation, molecular function: GMP reductase activity. NCBI's taxonomy places the organism in Eukaryota, Metazoa, Arthropoda, Insecta, Hymenoptera, Vespidae. Gene Ontology annotation, biological process: nucleotide metabolic process. The record is from RefSeq and is a predicted model, not a curated record.